Syngnathoides biaculeatus (alligator pipefish) is the source of this 2490-nucleotide messenger RNA. It is a transcript of the gene naprt, whose product is annotated as nicotinate phosphoribosyltransferase. Lineage: Eukaryota; Metazoa; Chordata; Actinopteri; Syngnathiformes; Syngnathidae. Gene Ontology annotation, biological process: NAD+ biosynthetic process. The coding region runs from base 1 to 1623 and encodes 540 amino acids. Gene Ontology annotation, molecular function: nicotinate phosphoribosyltransferase activity. The transcript has 13 exons. The record is from RefSeq and is a predicted model, not a curated record.
AUGGCAGCGCCUUGCAGAAACAACAGAAUAUGCGAGAGAUCAAUCCUGGACCGCGUGCCGCCACUGCUUACCGAUCUCUAUCAAUUCACUAUGGCUUACGCGUACUGGCGUGCCGGGAGGCACCAGGAGCACUCGGUGUUCGAGCUCUUCUUUAGGGAAAACCCGUUUUGUGGCUGCUUCUCUCUAUUCGCCGGCCUCAACGAUUGCCUACUCUUUCUGCGCAACUUUCGCUUUUCAGACGAAGAUGUGGACUACCUGCGCUCUGUUUUACCGAGAGCUACUGACCCUGCCUUCUUCCAGUUUUUGCGAAGUCUUGACUGCUCCGGUGUGACACUCUCCUCUGUUCCAGAGGGUUCGGUGGUCUUUGCUCGGGAGCCUCUGAUGGAGAUUGCAGGGCCAUUGGCUGUGGUACAGCUACUGGAGACCAGUUUGCUUUGUCUUGUAAACUAUGCCAGUCUAGUUUGCAGUAAUGCUGCCCGUUUCCGCCUGGCGUCUGGCCCCCGGAGGAAACUGCUAGAGAUGGGGCUCAGAAGGGCUCAGGGGCCAGAUGGCGGGCUCACUGCUUCAAGAUAUUCAUAUAUUGGAGGGUUUGAUCUCACCAGUAAUGUUCAGGCUGGGUUGCUGUUUGGGAUCCCUGUUGCAGGGACCAUGGCUCAUUCAUACGUAACAUCUUUUACUUCUAUGGAGGAGGUCUGGCCAAAAACUCUUGUUGACCUGAACAGAGACCAUGCCCCAGUCGACUUCAUUUCUCUGGCCAAGGGAUGGCUGGGUCGGGUUUGUGAGCUUUUGGGAGUGGAGUCUGGGAGGAUCCAUGAGGGAGAGUUGGCUGCCUUCCUGUCAUAUGCUAUCGCCUACCCCCAAAACUUUCUUCCAGUUAUUGACAGCUACAGUGUUACCUCCAGUGGCCUGUUGAACUUCUGUGCUGUGGCCUUGGCUCUAUGUGAAUUGGGGUAUCGCCCGCUAGGAGUUCGCUUAGACAGUGGAGACCUCUGCAAGCAGUCAGUGGAUGUGCGCUGUGUCCUAAGACUCUGUAGCAAGAAUUUUUCUACCUCUGCCUUUGAUUCACUGAUCAUUGUUGGGACCAAUAACAUCUCAGAACAAACCAUGCUGGAGCUCAAUAAAAAGGAUAAUGAGAUCGACGUGGUUGGUGUUGGAACACAUCUUGUCACCUGCACUAAACAACCAUCAUUGGGUUGUGUGUACAAGCUUGUGGAGGUGAGGGGAAAGCCCAAGAUGAAGAUUAGUGAGGAUCCAGAGAAGAGCACCGUCCCUGGAAGGAAAUCUGUUUACAGGCUAAUAGAUGCUCAGGGACAUCCCUUCUUGGACCUAGUGUGUCUGGCACAGGAGUCUUCACCUGAGGCAGGACACCAUCUCAGAUGCCAUCCUCUGGUUGGUGAUGGCACUCCUCUCUCUGUCACUCCAGUUCAGGUCAUUUGUCUCCGCCAGGAAGUGUUUAGCCAAGGAGAGGUCACACACCCUUUGAACAGUGCUGCAGAAACUAAAGCCAACGUCCAGGGCUCCCUCCAGAGCCUUCACCCUCGACAUAAACGACUGGAAGAGCCCGACUCUUACACAGUGGCAUUGUCAGAAAAAUUAUACAACUUGGUUACUGAGCUGAGAUGACUGCAGUCCAAAAAAGAGCAACUUUAUCUUAGCAAAUUAAAAAUAUUUUAUGCCUUCAAAAUCUGCCUUUCUGUCUGUUUAUUGAGAUUAAUAUUGACUAGAACUACUCACUGAAAGUGUAAAAGCUAUACAGUAGAUGUCGGCUUUCAUCUCAGAACAAAUUAUCUGAUUUAUAAUUUGCGGGUGGGCGGGGGGGUUGCAUGAUCACAAUCUUAUUGAUAAGGCCUUACAGCCUCCCAACCUUCAGGUGAGUCUUGUUUUAUUUUUACAAUUAUAAAGUCAACACAGGGAGACCUUGGGCAAGAUUAAAACCUGAUAUGUUUCUUACCCCUACCCCAAUGCUUUGCUUUGAAUUCUGAUCAACCUGCAUUACUAUCAAAUGGAAGAGCAACAUUGGGGGUUUGCAAAUACUGUACUGUGUAUGCAUAGUUAAACUAUUUUAAGCAGAGUUAUAGUGAUAGGAACUAGUGUUUGAGCAUAGAGAUUAAAACAAACAUCUUUUCUUGGUAGUUUCUAUUCUAUUUCAAAGGAAUUCCUAUUGCUAUUUGUGCGUGUAUUUUAGGAUAAGCUUCUCUCAGCAGACAAUUACCUGUCCUGAUUAUCACCAGCGCAUAGUACUUCAAAGAUGCCUGAUUUGCAGUUUAUGGAGUAUCAUUUGGUGUGACAAAACUAGAUUGUAAGGUGUCACCAGGCUAGUCGAUAUUUCACGGUCACAUAGUGCCAACUUGUGCCCAGCAGUAUGUUUCAUAUACAGUGCCUUGUGAAAGUACAGUAUCGACUGGGGGACCGGUGGCUCACUCAGGACCGCCUGGAAUGACCUCAUUCACAUGCUGAGAUCAUUAAACCUUUAUAACCUGGUAACCUGAA